Molecule: messenger RNA, 1331 nt
Organism: Mya arenaria
Lineage: Eukaryota; Metazoa; Mollusca; Bivalvia; Myida; Myidae
Product: tyrosine-protein phosphatase non-receptor type 7-like
Exons: 11
Coding region: 318-1331 (337 amino acids)
Biological process (GO): protein dephosphorylation
Molecular function (GO): protein tyrosine phosphatase activity
Source: RefSeq, a predicted model, not a curated record
ACCUUUACACAGGAGAAACAUGUGAAGUUUGUGUAGAUGGGCCUCACGGGGACGGUUGUUUGAAUGCAUUUGAGAUCUAUUCUUCCAUAAUACAUAUUAAAAAUGAGUUAUGCUGGAAAAAGCCACGAGGAGCAGAACAGCACGUCGAACAAAUAUAUACACCUCAGCCAGUUGUCUACGCUACAGUGGAGAAAAACAGAAACAAACUAAACGAAGACAUAUCAAAUGGAACUGAUCAUUCAGGCAUCAUUCAAGCGAACGUCAAACAAGAAGCAGGGCACAGAGUAAACAUACAAACACAACACGUUGAACUGGUGAUGACAGACGAAACUAUUGAAGAUGAUGGGCUUGAAAUUGACGAUGACGACAAAAUAGCUCGAACAACUGCAAUCAAAUUUGAAGAGAAAAGCGGUAUAUAUUACAACAACGCUGAUAAAAUCAAUAAUCAAAAGGUCGUUGUCAACAACUUAACGAAAUACGUGAUCGGGAUGAAUGACAUAGAUAUUGAAGAAGAAUUCGAGGGUUAUAAAAAACAACAUGCGUACCUUGCAGCACUAGGUCCCAUGUCAAAGCAGCUCGAGGAUUUCAGUCCAUUUUGGCAGAUGAUAUGGCAAAAGAAAGUUGAGGAAAUUGUCAUGCUGACCAACCUUGUUGAAGAUGGGCCUGGCCUUGGGACAAGUAAAAACUACGGCAAAGUCCAUGUUUUAUCCCAGAGCGAGGAUGAAUACACCGAGUUUACGAGGAGAGAAUUCACAAUUACAAAGGGAAAUGAAACCAGACAGCUUCACCAUCUUCAUUUUACCUGCUGGCCAGACAAAGAUAUACCGGAUGAUGUCACAGGAAUAAUUGAGUUCAGACAGAGAGUUCCGAACACACCUGACCAAUUUGAUUGUCCUGUACUUGUUCACUGCAGUGCUGGUGUUGGAAGAACAGGAACAUACAUUGCUCUAGAUAUUUUGACAAAGGAGGGAGAGAGUGAGGGGUCAAUACACAUCCCUGGCUGUGUGAUUAACAUGAGGCUCGAUAGGGCUAACAUGAUACAAACCAUGAACCAGUACGAGUUCUUACAUAGAGCACUCGUCAGCUCGCUGAGUGAUAUCAGCAAACCAAUUAGAGGAACACAUUUUCGCCAGUACAUCAAUCAGAUGGGUGAAGAAGGAUUCAAUCGACAGUUUCAGGAGAUGCAAACAGUUUUAGAAAAGCCUCCAGGUUAUGAAAUGCAGGCCACGGAGAGGAAUAACAGAAUAAAAGGCGGGAAUAUACCAUUGACAGCCAUACCAGGUCGUUUGUUUUUUCGUUGCUCAUGUUUCAUUCCAGUUGGUGAAACAUAG